UGACGUCUAACACUCCUGCAUUUUUCACACCAUUGACCAAAAGUAUCAACGCUACUCUUCUACAACGAAAUUGAUUAUUUUUUGAAGAUUUAAGUCUUUCGAGGUCAAUUUUCAAUUGGUGUCCGUUUUGGAAAAGUCUAGCAAUGUCGUCGGAAGAAGUUACACUGAAUAGUGACGUUGUUGUAAAGCAGGAGCAGUCAGCAACGGACAGUACUGAAAAGAAUCCUAGCACAGCACAGCCACCACAAGCAAAACCUGCCCAAGAACAAACGCGAACCGAGAAUUUGCAGAGAAUUCAGCAGCGUAAAUUAAAAAUCUACAAAUUACCCAAGCCACAGAAAAUGGCUAAAUUAUCCAUGUAUUCAGCUUGUCAAAAAUGCCGUUGCACCGGAUGGAAAACACAAGAGGAAAAUCGACACAGAGACGUUGAAAGCAAUUAUUGUCCAAAGUUUACGGAAGAAUGUAGGAAUCCCAGCUGCAAACAUCCACUGGAAAACCACAUAUCGCACUUGACGGACAUAACUGAUGUACAAUUGAAUGAAUUGCUGGGAGCGAUUGUCGAUAUUGAAAACUUGUUCAUUAGCAUGCAUCGCGAGGUGGAUGAGGAGACACGUAAAGUGUACAACUACUUGUUUCAUCUCUUGCGACAAUGCAUUCUGUCGCGUCAACAAGCCGUUAUACGAGGUCCGCUUGGCGAUCCACCAUUCGAACAACCGUCCAUAUCGAAGGCAGUAUCGAAUUUCUUGUUUUUGAAGUACAAUCAUUUGGGUCAAGCGGAAUUCACAAUGAUGACCGAGGUGGCGAAAACGUUUCUCAAUUGUCUGAACUUUUGGAGCUUUGAAAGUCCCAGCGUACGAUGCAAGGAGUUGUCACACGAGGAUGCAUCGACUUACAAAAUAAAUUACACGAGAUGGUUGGUAUUCUGUCAUGUUCCAGCAUUCUGCAAUUCACUCACACAUUUCGAAACUACGCAAGUUUUUGGUCGAACGCUGUUAAAGGCUGUGUUUAAAUACGUUUGCUAUCAACUGAAAUUGAAAAUGCAAGCUGAUAAAGACCGGAUGCCUGUCGAACGACGAUCGAUGCUAGUUCAAUUACCAAAAUUUUUGGACGCUUUGCGGCACGAAGUUAUCAACGAUGAUUCACCCAUCUGGGAUCCAAAUUUCAAACCUCCCGUUGCUCUACUGCUACAAAGAAAACGCGAACGUGAAAACAACAACACCCUGCAUGGACAUGGAGCCAGUACAUCCGGUAAAAAAUACAAUAACGAGCCGUCGUCUAGCAAAAAGUAUAAGAAAGCCGAUCCGGAUAGCGAAGACGUUUCGGAUGAUGUGAUUUUGAAGGCCAUUAAGCGCAUUAACGAGUCAAAUUAUGCCAACAAAACUGAGCUCAUCACACCUGAAAUAGCUCCUCGAGAUGAAGCUGCUAAGGCCCAGGAGCAGAGAGGUGAAAUCGAAUUUCAUGUUCUUGGCAAUUCUUUAACUCAUCCGGUUAGCAAACAAUCAAUGCUUUGGCUACUGGGAUUGCACAGCGUUUUUGCGCAUCAGCUUACUGAAAUGCCACGAGAGUACAUUAGCCAGCUCGUAUUCGAUCCAAAACACAAAACAUUGGCUGUCAUUAAAGAUGGAACACCGAUCGGAGGGAUCUGUUUCCGCACAUUUCCAACGCAAGGUUUCACCGAAAUAGUAUUUUGUGCGGUGACUAGUAGCAAACAGGUUAAAGGAUACGGAACGCACAUGAUGAACCAUUUGAAGGACUAUAGCACACAGCGGGGUAUUAAACACUUUUUAACUUAUGCAGAUGAGUUCGCCAUAGGUUACUUCCGCAAGCAAGGCUUUUCCGAUGAUAUUAAAGUUGCCCGGCCGGUAUAUGCUGGUUACAUCAAAGAAUAUGAAGGUGCCACAUUAAUGCACUGUGAACUACAUCCCAGUCUCGUAUACACACAAUUCAGUUCGGUGAUCCGGAAGCAGAAGGAAAUCGUAAAAGAAUUAAUAUCGCAGCGCCAGCAAGACGUACAAAAGGUUCAUCCGGGCUUAACCUGCUUCAAAGAGGGCGUCCGAAGUAUACCGGUCGAUUCGAUACCCGGUUUACGUGAAAUCGGUUGGAAACCACAAGCUCGAGCACAACGAGCAUCACGACCGGAAGAAUCGGCUGAUCCGGACAAAUUAAUGAUCACAUUUAACACAAUAUUGGGAACGGUUCGGACACAUGCAAAUGCUUGGCCAUUUUUAAAGCCUGUUAGUGCUGUUACCGUUCCGGAUUAUUACGAUCUCAUCAAGUAUCCAAUGGAUUUGAAGACUAUGGGUGACCGACUGAAAAAAGGAUACUACGUAACACGACGUCUGUUCAUGGCUGACAUGGCAAGGAUAUUUUCCAAUUGUCGCUUGUAUAACUCCCCGGAAACUGAAUAUAUUCGAUGUGCCAACAUUCUAGAACGCUAUUUUCAAACCAAAAUGAAGGAGAUUGGCCUGUGGGACAAAUGAUGUUUGGAGACGGUGUUAGAUGUACGGCAAAGUACAUUGGUGAGCGAUGGACCGAUCGAAACGUUUAUGGUAGAUGGAACGUUCGUUGAGGUUGAACACAGCACGAUUGUGAUGCGCUGAGAAAUUUUAUUAGAAAAAAAACUUAUUGUAAACUGUGUGUGCCCCGGAUCUGAAAAUGUAUUAAAAUUAUGUUUAACAAA
Molecule: messenger RNA, 2680 nt
Organism: Bradysia coprophila
Lineage: Eukaryota; Metazoa; Arthropoda; Insecta; Diptera; Sciaridae
Gene: Gcn5
Product: Gcn5 acetyltransferase
Biological process (GO): chromatin remodeling; positive regulation of transcription by RNA polymerase II
Cellular component (GO): ATAC complex; nucleus
Molecular function (GO): histone H3 acetyltransferase activity; protein binding
Source: RefSeq, a predicted model, not a curated record